Messenger RNA from Osmerus eperlanus (European smelt), 1298 nucleotides. RefSeq names its product golgin subfamily A member 6-like protein 7. The transcript is spliced from 3 exons. The record is from RefSeq and is a predicted model, not a curated record. Bases 244 to 1266 code for a protein of 340 amino acids. NCBI's taxonomy places the organism in Eukaryota, Metazoa, Chordata, Actinopteri, Osmeriformes, Osmeridae.
UUCACUCCAAGCUUUUGAUAAACUUGAGGACCCUGUCUAAAAUAAUAAACUCAUUGCAAGGCAAGGAUGUGGCGGCACAUAACAGGUGUAGGAAAACCCGGAGGGCAGACACCAACACAAAAGAGAAAAACUGGUGAUGAGUGGCUAGUAACUUUGGAAAACCACUAGCCACAGUGGCUGGUAAGCAAAAAUGUUAAUGUCAAGUGCUGACGACAACCUAAUGUUUUGGUUUUUGUGUUCUAUAUGUUGAAGAUGGAUCCUGAACAACUCUCAGUGCUCUCGAGAGAGCUCAGGCGACAGGAGAAGAUCCUGGCUCGCCAAGCAGUACACCUUGCACUGAAGGCUGAAUUGUUGAUGGAGCAGCAGGAGGAGCUGGGGAGCAAGAUGGAGGAUGUGAACAGGUGGGAGGAAGUGGUCACUAAGAGGGAGGAGGAAGUGACCAGGUGGGAGGAGGUGGUUACUAAGAAGGAGGAGGAAGUGACCAGGAAGGAGGAAGUGUUCACUAAGAGGGAGGAAGAAGUGACCAGGUGGGAGGAGGUGGUCACUAAGAAGGAGGAGGAAAUGACCAGGAAGGAGAAAGUGGUUACUAAGAGGGAGGAGAAAGUGACCAGGAAGGAGGAAGUGGUCACUAACAGAGAGGAGGCUGUUUUCCGGAAGGAGGAAAUGGUCUCUAAGAGGGAGGAGGAAGUGACCAGGAAGGAGGAAGUGGUCACUAAGAGGGAGGAGGAAGUGACCAGGAAGGAGGAAGUGGUCACUAAGAAGGAGGAGGAAGUGACCAAGAAGGAGGAAGUGAGCACUAAGAGAGAGGAGGCUGUUGCCCUGAAGGAGGAAGUGGGCACUAAGAGGGAGGAGGCUGUUGCCAUUCUGGAGUCGUUAGCCAAGGUGAAAGAGGAAGUAGUGUUGAUCAAGGCCACAACCCUUGGUGCUGUCCAGACCCUGGCUCCCACCACAAACAUUCCAGUGACCCCUCCCCUGAAGGCAACCUCCACCGUGUCCCUCACCCCAACCAAUACCUUGAUGGGGACCCUGAGCCUGAAGGAGACCUCAAACCUGCCUCUGACCCCGAACCACACCACCACCUCCAUCAUCAAGUCAACCAACAGAGUGGCCUUUAGAGUAAUACCCCUGAAGUCUUCAACCUUUGACCUCCAGAACUCACCCAGCGUCUGGAUCUGCAAGGAUGGCCGUGGAGACUGUGGCUGUGGCCCCAUUAGCCCAAUCCCCCAUCCUCAUCACCACCGUUGCCACGCCCAGAGACGCCGCUAAACUGUGAACAGUGAAUAAAAAUCAUGAAUUUG